CAAAUUUGAGUGAUUUCCUUAGUCACCAAUUUUUUUUUAUUUAAAAAGAUGGUGUCGAUUGGAGCGUUAAAGGACGUUGGUUCAUUCGAGAAUUGGCUGCUAAGCGAUCAAAACACGCACCGAUAGCGACGAUAACUUAACGACAAUGCGACUUGGAUACGUCAUUCUAAGUGCGGUUGUGAUCCUCUUGGCAAGCGUCGAGGUUUCUUCAGUGGCAAGCGAAAAGACGGCGAAGAAAUCCUACCAGACUACGGACCAAGAGCACGAAGAACGAGUGAGCGGUGUUACCACUGCUGCUGUGGAGAAGCUGAAGAGCGCGUUGUCAUCGACGAAGAUUUCUGACCGACUGACGAAGCUUCUCAAGAAAUUUGUUCGACCACCAUUCAGACUUCCAGAUCCACCGAAAUCCAACACGCUCCGUUUCCACAUGAUCAACCUUUGAAUCGAUGAGCUGGACAACAAACAGCAACUAGCAACUUGCAGCGUUGUAGCCAUUUCGUUCUUGUAGAGGAUAUUGCGUUCUAAUACAGAGGUUUCAAAACCGUUUCCAUCGUGU
Molecule: messenger RNA, 556 nt
Organism: Phytophthora nicotianae INRA-310
Lineage: Eukaryota; Oomycota; Peronosporomycetes; Peronosporales; Peronosporaceae
Exons: 1
Coding region: 146-442 (98 amino acids)
Source: RefSeq, a predicted model, not a curated record